Aspergillus ibericus CBS 121593 is the source of this 1430-nucleotide messenger RNA. RefSeq names its product zinc finger protein. The record is from RefSeq and is a predicted model, not a curated record. The transcript has a single exon. NCBI's taxonomy places the organism in Eukaryota, Fungi, Ascomycota, Eurotiomycetes, Eurotiales, Aspergillaceae. The coding region runs from base 224 to 1213 and encodes 329 amino acids.
GUCCGCAUGUGCUCAUAGUUUGUUCUCAAACAGAACUAUCUAGACCAGAAUCCCAAGUGUGUACUGAGCCCUACCCGCUUUAUUGCAUGUACACCAUUCUCAAACUUUGCACGACGCAGUGUGACGUCAGAACCUUCAAAGCCAGAUGACCAUUAUCUCUCGUUGUUCUCUUCAUCUAACUAGCCAACAUAACUAUCUACCUACAAUGAUUUAUCAUCAAACAAUGUCAAAAUAUCGCUGCAUCGGUGCAGGGUUCUGCGGCACAGUCUGGGCCCUGUCAGAAGAUGAUGGCUUAGCCCUCAAGCGAGAAGAUGGUGGGCCAGACAGAUCACUGGCAAACGACUACACCAUGCACCAACGAGUUUUGCACUGCUUCUCCAAGCUAUCGGACCUCAAACGCCAGAACAUCACCGAGUCUCUGAAAACUGAUACUCGAGUGAAGAAAUCACCCCAAGUGCAAGUUCCAAAAUGUUAUCGAUACCUGACAACAGAGGAUGCAUGGUGGAACGAUAAUCUCCCUAUGUUUCCUGCGAAAUAUUCUCCCUGCAACGUCAUAGUCUCACAACGUAUCCCGCCGUUUCCCCAAGAAGUCAGACAGCUUCUAGUCGAGAGAUAUUGUCAUCCAAAGAUACAAGCGGAGAUAUCAAGGAGUGAGGCCAACACUGACUGCCUUAUAAGACCGUACCUGGGUAGGAGACGGACGCAGAAAACCGAGGUCAAGCGUCCACCCAGGUUUACCGCGUUCUCGCUACGAAAUUAUCCAUUGCAUGAAGAUCAAAUGGAGGAUCUCGGUAUUUCCCGUUGUAAUAUGGAGUGGUACGCUAGGAUGAUGGGAGAAGCACUCGCUACUCUACACUGGCUUGGGGAGAUGGACGGAAACGAUAUCGAGUUUGUUCUGGCACCUUCACCUUGCCGCGAGGGACAGCACCAGAACUCAAUCACAAAUGUUCUUGGCGAACAUACCUUAUGGAUACUGGAUUUUGACCUAUGCCGGCCUAUGCCCAUGAGCCUUGGCGGGGUCCGACAGGCCGUUACUGCCUACUGGCGAAAUGAUCCAUUCUAUCCCCGACCACGGUCAAGCUUGUGGGACGACUUUCGAAGACAAUAUCUGCAAGCGAGUGAAGACAUAAUAGCUGCGAAUUGCCCCACAGGCUUUAAAGAGCGGCUUGAUCUGGCUCAUUUAUUUGUUCAAACGAUCGAGGAGGGAAAGUAGAAUCUCGGACAUUGACUCCUCGCUUCUACAGUGAAUGUCCCGGGUGUACGAUUCACUGCACCUUUUUAAUGAUUGCUUUGUUUAGCCAGUACUCAACAAGAAUUUUCCCGUGUUACCUUUCUCCAAGCUCUUCUCUCCACACACACAUGAAUCUCUCGCAUAAAUUCCUCAUACUAUCUCUAGCUAUUGAUAACAAAAACAAGAAUCUUGCAAGCCC